GAUUCCAUGGUGAAAGAAACAGCCUGUGAGUUUUUAACCAUCACAGCUGGGAUGAUGACACAGCAAAGACCCGCCUCUCAGUCAGAAAGUGCACCCAGAGAUAAGGUUCAUUUUCAGUGUCCCUGCUGCUGCUCCCGAUCGCAUGGCAACUGCUCUUCUGAGAUGUGAUCAUCAUGGUGGCUGCCCUCCUGUUGGUUUUGGGGGCCACAGUGAUUUUGCGAGCAGACUUACUUCCGGAUAAAAAAUUUUUACUUCUCCCACCUGUUAAUUUCACUAUUAAAGUUACCGGUUUAGCUCAAGUUCUUUUAAACUGGGAACCAAAUCCUGACCAAGAGCAAAGGAAUGUUAAUCUAGAAUAUCAGGUGAAAAUACAUGCACCACAGGAAGAUGAUUAUGAAACCAAGAACACUGAAAGCAAACGCAUAACCAUCCUUCAUAAAGGCUUUUCAGCAAGUGUGCAGACCAUCCUUUGGAACGAUCGCUCUCUGCUAGAGAGCAGCUGGGUUUCUGCUGAACUUAAAGCCCCACCAGGGUCUCCCAGAACCUCGAUUGUGAAUUUAACUUGCAUUACUAACACUGUGGCAAGUGACGGCACGCACUUUCGCCCAUACCAAGUUUCUCUUCACUGCACCUGGCUUGUUGGUGAGGAAGCCCCUGAGGAUACGCAGUAUUUCUUCUACUACAGGUACGGCUCUUGGACAGAAGAAUGCCAAGAAUACAGCAAAGACCCAUUGGAGAGAAAUAUUGCGUGCUGGUUUCCAAGGACUUUUAUCAAUAGCAAAGGGCGUGAGUGGCUCGUAGUGCACGUUAAUGGCUCGAGCAAGUAUGUCACAAUCAAACCGUUUGAUCAGCUGUUUGCUCUUCAUUCCAUUGAUCGAGUCAAUCCUCCAAUGAACAUCACAGCAGUGACUGAAGGGACUCAUCUCUCUAUCCAAUGGGAGAAACCUGUUUCUGCCUUUCCAAUCCAUUGCUUUGAUUAUGAAGUGAAAAUUUACAACAUAAGGAAGGGUUAUUUCCAGACUGAAAAAAUGAAUGCCAACACAUUCAUCUCAAUAAUUGAUGAUGUUUCUAAGUACUCAGUUCAAGUGAGAGCAGCGGUGAGCUCUGUGUGCAGAACAGUGGGCCUCUGGAGCGAGUGGAGUCAACCUAUUUACGUGGGAAAUGAUGAGCAGAAGCCCUCGGCGGAAUGGCUCCUCAUUGUGCUGAUGGCAACCAUCUGCUUCGCCUUGUUAAUCUUCUCACUCCUCUGUAGAAUUUGUCAUUUAUGGACCAAGUUAUUUCCACCAGUUCCAGCGCCAAAAAGCAAUAUUAAAGAUCUCUUUGUAAGCACCAACUAUGAGAAAACCUGUUCCAGCGAAACAGAAAUUGAAGUCAUAAGUUAUGUGGAAGAGCCUGGAUUUGAGAUUCUGCAAGAUUCUGUUUUUUGAGUGUCACUGUGGCAAUCUCAAAAUGAACUCAUGCUCACAUGCCUGAGUGAUAAGAGGAACGGGAACUGCUUUUUCUUGGCUAAGAGGUGUUCAGAACUUGCUGAACAUUUAAUUUAGCCGUAAGGCAAUACACCCGAAUGCACCAGUCUUUCAUGACUAUCUCCUCAGUCACAGCAGCGGUGCUGAUGAAUCAGAGCAUUCUGCCCGGGUUUCUCUCUCCUCGCUGUACGGAUAGAGCCUCCCCAACUGCCCAACUUCGGGAACGGCAUUACUUACCUCAAACAUCUUUUGCAGAAGAGACCACUUUUUUUUUCAGGCUAA
Messenger RNA from Choloepus didactylus (southern two-toed sloth), 1748 nucleotides. RefSeq names its product interleukin 5 receptor subunit alpha (gene IL5RA). The coding region runs from base 174 to 1427 and encodes 417 amino acids. Gene Ontology annotation, biological process: immunoglobulin mediated immune response; cytokine-mediated signaling pathway. The record is from RefSeq and is a predicted model, not a curated record. Gene Ontology annotation, molecular function: cytokine receptor activity; protein binding. Gene Ontology annotation, cellular component: external side of plasma membrane. The transcript has 11 exons. NCBI's taxonomy places the organism in Eukaryota, Metazoa, Chordata, Mammalia, Pilosa, Megalonychidae.